Molecule: messenger RNA, 2795 nt
Organism: Chaetomium strumarium
Lineage: Eukaryota; Fungi; Ascomycota; Sordariomycetes; Sordariales; Chaetomiaceae
Product: rab-GTPase-TBC domain-containing protein
Exons: 4
Coding region: 256-2562 (768 amino acids)
Biological process (GO): activation of GTPase activity
Molecular function (GO): GTPase activator activity
Source: RefSeq, a predicted model, not a curated record
UCUCCCCAAGUGCAACCCACUGACGACUUGAUGUGCCCACCUCUGUGGGCUAUCAGUGUCAACUUGGGCGAAACUCGAAACAUCGUGAGAUCGGUUAUUACACACCGAAAUCAAGUUCAAAAAGAAGAGACUCUGUCAACCUGCGUUCUCCACUACGCGGGCGAUCUUGGAACUUGGAUUCCUAAUCGAAUGAGAGAACAUUCGUAUCUGGGCGGCAACCAACCUUCUGGAACAUGCUCAUCCUAAACUGGAAUCAUGAGAUCCCUAGCUGAAGCAAAGUCAAGAUGGGCAGAAACGUUCAAGGAUGGCUCUAGGAUUGCGGAUCUGCAGCGGGCCGUCAAGUUCAACGGCCCCAACAGCCCCUGCGCAACCGGUCUGCGGUCCAUCUGCUGGAAGGCUUUCUUGCUCUGGAGAACCGUCCCUGUCGAGCAAUGGCCCGAGCUCGCGCACGCAUCUCGGGAAUCAUACAGUACCCUAUGUGACCUACAUCUGAGGUUCAUCAGACACCCAGAGCAGCUGGCUGCGCUGACAAUCGACCCUCUCGCCGAUGACCCGGAUUCGCCCUGGAACGCCGUACGCCGGGACGAGACCGUCCGCGCUGAGAUCCUGCAAGAUGUGCGGAGGCUACCAGACGAGCCGUUCUACCACGAACCCCAGGUCCAGACCAUGAUCCUCGACAUUCUGUUCCUCUACUGCAAGCUGCACCCUGCUAUUGGCGGGUACCGCCAAGGCAUGCAUGAGCUGCUGGCUCCGAUUGUCUGGUCUCUGGCACAAGAUGCUGUUGACCGUGCGGCCGUUACCACAGAGGAUCCGUCCGAGAUUCUGAUUGCCGAGCUGUUGGACUCGAGCUUUGUCGAGCACGAUGCAUAUGCGCUGUUCUCAAGGCUCAUGGAGAGCGCCAGCGCCUCUUACGAGGUUGAGAGUGAUGGGGCAUCCGAGUCACAGCAAAGGAACACCAUCGUGGAAAGAAGCAAAUACAUCCACGAUGUGGCCCUGAUGAGGGUUGACGAGGAAUUAGCGAAUCACUUGCGGAACAUUGAGGUCCUUCCGCAGAUAUUCCUCAUCCGAUGGAUCCGACUCCUGUUUGGGAGAGAAUUCCCGUUUGACCAACUAUUGACUCUUUGGGAUACAAUAUUUGCUUACGAUCCCAAUCUUGAGUUGAUAGACCUCGUUUGUGUCUCUAUGCUCCUCAGGAUCCGAUGGACUCUGCUCGAAGCAGACUAUUCAGUUGCACUGCAAUUGAUGUUGAAAUACCCAACUCCCCCAGCCCCGCAUGGCCCCCACACGUUCGUCGAUGAUGCCCUGUACCUCAAAGACCAUUUUGAUGCUGCUGGCGGUGUCACCCUGAUCUUCAAGUACACCGGCAAAAGCCCGGCGAACACGGCAUUCGCAACGCCAGCACCAUCACGGACCUCGACGCCAUCCUUCCAGAAACUGAGCAGUUUGCGGCAGCGCACUCUGGGCAGGAGAUCAUCGAUGUCGGCUUCAGCGAGGAUCCUGCAGCAACCUGGUGGUGUCGAGGCAUUGCUACAGGGGGCUGCGAAAAACAUGAUAGAGAGGGGCGAGAAGCUUGGUAUCAGCCAGGUCGUGCGCGAUGCGAUGGGCGAGAUUCGCCGCAACGUGCAGGGCUUUCAGGAGACCCGUGUUGCAACCAGAGGGCCCCGGCCCUUAUUUGGUGAGACCGGGCCGUCUCUGUUAGACCGUUCGCCGACAGUUAUGGUGGCGGAGAAUCGGAAUCGCCGGCUGGCCGCCAUGCUAGACGAAUCGGUGACAAAUCUCAAGCUACUGGCAACUUCGGGGUUUGAGGGAGAGAAGGAGAAACACCUCGAGAUACUGGAGGUUGCUGCUGCUAGGAUACAGCUGGUCAGGGAUUGCUUGGAGGAUCCCUCGGUUGCUCUACCCGACGAGGAGCUGCCCGCCGUUAACACCCUAACCAUAUCGAGCCCCCGCGAGACCAGUUCACCGACGGUGGCUCUCGAUACGACACCGGUGGUCAUGACCUCAUCUGCCGUGGAAGAGACGAGGACGGCGCUGUCAACUCCGGAUUCAGCAAAGGGAGUCAGCCCUCUAGAACUCCCGCCAAAGGCGUCACAGAUUGAACAGAUCAUUGACGAAGCGGACGACAAAAUGGACACAGACCUCCUCGAAGACGACACACUGCCCCCUCUCAAGUCCGAGAUCACAAACUCUCCACCGCCGCCCAUCACGACAGUGCUACCUGAUACUCCACCUCUACCUACUCCAAUGGAGAAGCGACCCAACGGCCCCAUACCGACGCGUUCAACAUUAGCGCAGUCCUCGUUUGCAUGGAUGCUGGAGCCGGACACGACCAGCUCGUCCUUACGGCGCCCUUCGACCUCCUCCUCGUCCUCCACAAUCCUGUCCGGCAGGCCGCCCAGCAGCAGUGGAGGCAGCACUGGUGGCCCCAAGAAGCGGUAUAACCCCAGCAGGGAGAGGAAUGCCUUCCUCUUUGGAGAAGUGACGGCCGACGGCGCCGGCGACGGCUCGUUCUCUGCUGACCAUAUCUUCGGGCUGCAGCCCAUCCGGAAAGGAGGGGGUUGAAAGGAGGCAUAGGAAAGAGCAUAAUAGAUGCAGGAGAUACAAUGGCGGGGUCAGCUAGUGGACUACCGGGACCUGUUGAGCGGUGCAUCGAUCCCUGGCAAAGGCCCGUCGGAUGACGGACUCGCUGGAUCAGAGUAGGAACGGCAGGCACUGUUACGUCCUUCGAGGACGUCUCGAGCCGCGUCCAGGAGGCCUAGCAGGACUUUCUUUCCAUGGACCACACAGCUCGUCGC